Molecule: messenger RNA, 1483 nt
Organism: Morone saxatilis (striped sea-bass)
Lineage: Eukaryota; Metazoa; Chordata; Actinopteri; Moronidae
Gene: mad2l1bp
Product: MAD2L1 binding protein
Exons: 3
Coding region: 10-1173 (387 amino acids)
Biological process (GO): regulation of exit from mitosis
Cellular component (GO): nucleus
Source: RefSeq, a predicted model, not a curated record
UUCAAAAGUAUGGCAGAAGACCCAAAUAGAUUAAAACCAACAUCAAACUCUGAAAACGCGAGUACUAACAGCGGGGGCGGUGAGAUAAACAGGUGCCUUUCGUUGUCGUCAGAUAAAGACGGCGGCACCCUGGAGGAGGCGAAGGUGACCUGUAACGUUAAACUCUUACAAAAUGUUCCCGACGACUCAAAUUCACACCGACCCGGUGCGGAACUCUCGACACGGGCUGUGAAAACGUGUUCAAAGGCGAAAAACACAGGUGAGUCAAGAGACGCCUCACCUGAACAUCGACUGGAUUCAGAAGAGCUCAACGCGGACGACAAGGAAAACUCCAGCAUGCCCUGCACAAACAUCACUCCCGAUAACACCCAAGAAGAGGGCACUUCUGGUCAGAGAAGUUUGCAGGAUUCCGACGUGACCGCCAGUAAACAACAGAGUAACACAGAGGACAGGGAUGCUGAGGUGCUGAGAAGAGCACAGGAGGAAGGCCAUGUGAACGUGGACUUCCCCGGCACCGUGACUCAGGAAGGCUGCUGCCGCUUCGUCAGCGAGAUCCUCAAGUGCAUUCUCUAUCAGAGACAGCAGCUACCCAUGACGUAUGACCAGCUGGUGUACUCUCAGAAGAAACAGCAAGCGUCGAUGCAGGAAAAAGACACAGUGAGUCGGAGGCCAGUGCAGUCAGCAGACAUGGACUGGCGUAAGUGUCAGCAGACCCUUCAGGAGCUGGAGGAGGUGUUGCAGCAGCUGGAGGUGCUAUUUUCCCUUAGCAGGGUUCCCCGUGUGCUACUGCUAAUGGGCGGCUCCCUUGUCCUCCCCAAAGAGCUGUAUGAGAUCAACAUGGAGGCUCUAGUAGUGGCUAGUGGAGAUCAAUGCCUGCGGGUGUCCUCAUGCUUAAGGCAACUCUUCCGCACUCUUUUCGUGGCUGACCUUUUGUCCGACACCAGACCUGUUCGUUUAGUGCCCACCACGGUGUUGGCCCUGGCUCACAGGGAUUGCGGCGUUGGUUGGUUUCGCCCUAAACUACAAUUUAAAGUGCCAACCCGUGUAAAGAACAAAGUUAUUGCUCUGUCUACUGAUCCCAGCACUUGUAAGGAACCAAGGGCAGAGGGGUCAGACUGGCAGGAUUAUGUGUGGUUCCAGGCACCCAUGACUAUCAAGGGCUUUGGCAAGUGACCCAAAAGGUUGUGGCAUGCAUAGCGUAGAUAUUGGAGCUCUUUCUGGAGCUUGUAUACUAAAAUUACAUUUUAAUGGUGGUUUAAGUGAUUUCUGAACUUGAAUUUUGAAUUGAGUGGUCCAUAUUUUAAUGAAUUAUGAGUUUAAUUUUUUUCUGCUUUAUGAUUAAAAGUAUGUCAAUUAAAACAAUAGUGGGUUCAUUGACACCAGCAGUACGGUGUACUACUGUUUUUUUAUACUAUAUAAAUACUGAAUGUGUUCUUGAGGUGUUGUUGAAAUUUUGAGAACAUUGUGUGUUAAUGUUUAUAUG